Molecule: messenger RNA, 503 nt
Organism: Drosophila obscura
Lineage: Eukaryota; Metazoa; Arthropoda; Insecta; Diptera; Drosophilidae
Exons: 2
Coding region: 122-457 (111 amino acids)
Source: RefSeq, a predicted model, not a curated record
UUCAAAUUAGAGCAGGCCCGUCAAAACAUUUCUGAAAUACGAAAUCGAAGUCUUAUUGCUUCAAUUUCUGUCCAGAUUGCGUUAAGGCUCCCAGCAUUUUGUGUGCAUAUUCUACGAAAAGAUGGACAAAGACAUUGAAAUGACGGACAUGUCGCAGGGGCCUUCUACUAGUAAAUCGAAGAACAUUAAGCUGGAAGAGCAGUCGCAGUCUGGAACUCCCACAACACUACCACCUUACAAUCAGUUCAUUGAAAAGUAUCGCAAGACAGUUCCGGAGAAGACCGAGUCUGAGCAAAUCUUUGAGGCCGCAGCAAUGUGGAACUCAAUGUCCGUGGAAGAGCGUAAAAAUUUUUGUUUCCCUGAAAAACAACCGAUGGACGACGCCCAAACUGAGGCGAACGAGGACGAGACCGAUCAAGAUGUUGCAAAUUUGAACAGAUCUUGCCUUGUGUCCUAAGGAAUCUGCGCCACAUUACAAGAAUUUAAUUAAAUGUUUGUUGACU